This is a messenger RNA of Lizanozyma spartinae, 2355 nucleotides long. RefSeq names its product glucose-induced degradation complex subunit. Gene Ontology annotation, molecular function: protein binding. NCBI's taxonomy places the organism in Eukaryota, Fungi, Ascomycota, Pichiomycetes, Serinales, Debaryomycetaceae. The transcript has a single exon. The record is from RefSeq and is a predicted model, not a curated record. The coding region runs from base 1 to 2355 and encodes 784 amino acids.
AUGCAUGAGUUUGUCUAUGUGAUUCCUCCAUACAUUCUUGAGACGUGUCGAGGAUUGGAAAUCCAACGACUGAUUGCCAAGGUGAAUGAACGGUUGGCAGAAAGAAAUGUCAUAGGUGUUGAUAGCGAAUACUUUAUUCCCCAGCAGCUUUCCAUAAAGGAUUCAUUAGAGGAGAAAUUGGGUCAAGCUUUCGACGUGUAUCCAAAGCUUCGGGAAGUGGUGGAAGAAAAGGCAAUUAGGAAGCUUUCAAUUGGGGGAUAUUUAGGUGUUGCACCUGAAGAUUUCGACCGAUCAAGAUUAAAUGAAUUCUAUAAUAUGUAUAAAGGAUUAUUAUUUGGGGAUGAAAAUGAUUUAGGUGAUAAUGGUGGCACCAUUAGCGAAACAAAGACACAUUCAUCUUCAGAUAUUGAAAUGGGAGGAAAUAAUAAUAAACUCAGAAAUAUGUCCUUAAGUCAAAUCUUUAAAACUUAUAUUGAUAAGUCAAGUUUUGAAGUACCAUUUUUUGUUAAUUUGAAUCCAAGUGCUCAAGAUUUUGACUACAUUCCCAAUGAUGGGUCUAGAUUUUCUUAUCCUUUACCUUAUCUGUGGUCACCCUUAGUACCUGGACACUUUUUAAAUUAUCUUACUGAGAAUUUGAAUUUGUCUAGUUCCAAUACAGAUGGUUAUUGCCAUAUAAGAUUAUCUUCUGAAGUCAAUGAAAAGGCUAUGGAUGAUGCAGAAGAUUAUUCAAACAACAGAGCAUACAACUUCAUUACAAAUAACCCUGUGAACUCUCUUUGUGGAGUGUACUAUUAUGAAGUCAAAGUAAAGCAAAUAGUUACUAGUGCCACUAAAUUUAAACCUAUAUUGGUGAGUGGGGAUGGGGCUUUAUAUUCUUCCACAUCUUUAGGGUUCUCCAUGGGAUUUGUUAAACGAGAGAUUCUGUAUGAUGAAAAACCUAAAGUGAAUUCCCUGCCUGUUAAGCUUGAUUUAGACUCAGUGAAAAGAAAAAUCAACCAAGGCUCAGAAAGUAUUAAUAAUUAUACUGAAUUAUUGUUAGGCCAUAAGGCAGGUGAAUUAAAUGGUCUGUUCGCGUUUAGUUUCUUUGAGAAUUCAUUCUGGAAUUCUCUUAAGAAUGCUGAAUAUUAUGAAAGACCAAUAGUUCUUAAUCGGAGGUUAUCAAAUAGAAAUAUGGAGGAAAAGGAUCUGGGAAGAACAGAACUUGAUUUCCAAUUUGUUCAUCGUCAUACUACUCCUACAAAUGAAGUUUACGCCAGUGAAACUGUUGGCUGUGGUAUAAACUUUAUAAAGAAGGAAAUAUUUAUAACUUUAAAUGGUGCAUUGGUUAAGAAAUUCCCUGUUGAAACUCUCAAUUUGGAGAAUAAUGUCAAUAAUAUCUUUUCAGAGAAAUCCACAAUUGUGGAUGAAGUAUUUCCUAUAUUUGGGUUCAAGAUAAAUUCAUUGGAGAAUAAUAUUGAUCAUGGGAAUGCUGAUCUGAAACUGUCACCUACAACAGUUGAUAUUGAGACUAAUUUAGGAUUUAGAGAGUUUGUUUUCCCAAUUCGUGAUUAUGUCAAUGAUUUGAAACAGGAAAGCCAAAAUGUGCUCCAAUUACCUAAAACAGACAAUGAUAAAGAUAUAGUGAAUUUGAUGAAUCAUGAUACUUCAUCAAUUAAUGGACUAAUUCAAGGAUAUCUUAUAAAGAAUGGUUAUAUGGAGACAUUAAAUUCGUUCAAGCUGGACUUGGACCAAGAAUCACAAAGUAUUGGGAAACCUACCAUGGAAAAUGUGACACUUGAAGCUCGGUAUCUUAACUGGAUUGAUAGGUCUCGAGCCAAAGAAAGACUGGAACUUCGGGAAUUGCUUAGUAGCAAUGAUUUUGAAGGUGCCCGAGAUUUUAUAUUCACAAAUUACCGAGAAUACAUGGAUAGUGAAGUUUGGAAGAACAUUAUUUUCAGAUUGGAUUAUCUUGCAUGUACAUUUAUUUUGAAGGAGUUAGAUCAGAAGGGACAUGAUUCUGAUACAUUUUUGAAGUUUUAUAAUUAUUGUCUUAAGCUUGAAUCUGAGAGCAAACAAUCUCCACUGAGAUUAGCAUCAAUCAACAAGCUUUUCGCCGUUUCUAUGGUGAAACAAGGAUCUAGAAUUGCAAGCUCGCCAUAUUUCAGUGAACUUACAGAAAGCUAUGAUCGAAACUUGAACCGAUUGAUCCAUGAUAUCAAUGCCCAGAUUAUUCGACAAGUUCGUAUGGACCCCCAAUCUAAACUAGAACGGAUAUUUCAAGCAGUUGAUAAGAACAUUAGUAUUUUGGGACUUGAACACAAUGAUAAUGAUUUUAAGCUUGUUAAUUUCAAGAAUCAACAUCUAGAAGGGUUAUAG